Corapipo altera (White-ruffed manakin) is the source of this 2876-nucleotide messenger RNA. RefSeq names its product coagulation factor IX-like. The record is from RefSeq and is a predicted model, not a curated record. Bases 726 to 2687 code for a protein of 653 amino acids. Gene Ontology annotation, biological process: proteolysis. Gene Ontology annotation, molecular function: calcium ion binding; serine-type endopeptidase activity. NCBI's taxonomy places the organism in Eukaryota, Metazoa, Chordata, Aves, Passeriformes, Pipridae. The transcript is spliced from 9 exons. Gene Ontology annotation, cellular component: extracellular region.
AAAAAACCUCAGGUACAAGGAAUUGUGUUAGUUUGUAAGAAAUUUAAUGUGGUGUCAGCAAAGAGAUUUAAUACCUUUUAAAUUUGUGGACUUGUUGACUCAGGAGCUGCCUUGGUGCUUGUUACCCAGGUGCUGAUGUUGAGUCAUUACUGAAGGAGCAGUCGGGGUAGGAGCUGUGCUCGCUGGCUCUGGCUCUCUUUUCUUCUCCCCCUUUUCCCUUGGGACAGGACUUAAGGAUGGAGGAACAUUAAAUAAGAAUGCUUUGAACAGCACCCUUCUCAGCAGGCCUGCACCAGGAACAGGUAACCUGUAACCCUGAGUUGAAACAUGGUUGUGUUCAAAGAAGGGUGGGGGGUGGCAGUGUUGGUGCUGUGACAGGGCAACAUUUGCCUGCUGGUGGCUGCAGUGAAUCCUCCUGCACACUCCCAGCUCUGCAAUAUUUCAGCACAUGUUUACAGGGUAGCUGGUGUGUUUUCCAGAUUGGCCUUGCCUACUGAAAGGUGAUAGUGUCAGAAAUCUGCUCAUAAAAGUUCCACAUUUUCCUGAAGAAAUUUACUGCAAAGCAGUGGCUUUUAGUAUUGGAGGAUUAUUUAAAAGGCUAAAUUCUCUUUUUAAUGCACAUGUGUAUGUGUGUGGAAACACACACUUUUCUUCCGAUUUGGAGUUUCUAAUGUGUCUCAUAGAAUCCAGGUUCUCUCUCCUCUGUCAAUAUUUGUGACUAGUUAAUGAUCAACCUCUUGACCUCAUGGCUGUUCCUGGUGUACAGCCAAAUCUCUUUCCUGUCUUCCCCUAAAAAAAAAAUAAAGAAAAACAAAGAAAUCAGGAGGUCAGUGUUCUGGAUGCUCACUAACAUGGAGAGCAGCUCCUCACUUGGGAGAUUUCUCCUGCUGAUGUGCUUCAUUGACAGCAGCUGCCUGUUUUCAUAUGAAGUGUUUGUGAGCAAAGACAAAGCCCACGAGGUGCUGCGAGUCCAGAAACGUGCCAACCACUUCCUAGAAGAGAUUCGUCCAGGGAACUUGGAGAGAGAAUGCAAUGAGGAAAAGUGUUCAUUUGAGGAGGCCAAGGAGAUCUUCCAUUCGCAGGAGAAAACGAUGGAGUUUUGGUUCAAUUACAAAGGUUUAAAUCCAUGUAGUACAAAUCCCUGUAACAAUGGUGGAGUCUGCAAAAUAAGACAUUACAGUUACUUUUGCAUCUGCCCCCCAGAAUUCAGAGGACACAACUGUGAAAUAGAGAGGCUGGAGUGCUGGUACAAGAACGGCGGCUGCUGGCAGUACUGCAGGGACAGCAGCGCCCUCCACGUGGAGUGUUCCUGCGCCAGGGAUUACACCCUGCACGAGGACGGGAGGAGCUGCGUGCAGGCAGCACCGUUUCCCUGUGGCUUGAUCAAAGCCAGGCAGGCCCUGCAGGAACAGCGGCGGGGGCCAAAAAGCCUCCUGAGGAGCCAGUGGGAGCACAGGGAUGUGCCUGAGCUGAACAGGAGCACAGAGGGCACAGCUGGGCAGACGGAGCUGGAACACAGUGAUGUUGGGGAAAAGGAGACCAUAAAGGAUGCCUUUGGGCACGCUGGACAAACGGAGGUGGCAGGAGAUGCUUCCAGCUGGAAGAAGACAGUGGUGGGCUCUGUGUCCCAGAAGCCCCUGGGGGAGGAGCUGGAUGGCCCUGAGAGCCACAAGGCAGUGGAGGGAACUGGGAGAGGCCUGGAUGAGCCAAGCCAGGGCCCAGCAUGGCAGAACAAGAGCACAGCACCUGCUGCCAGGCAGGAAGGAACAGGGGGAAACACCACAGGGCAAAACCAACGAGGGGAGGGCAGUGGCAGGAACAGAACGGGGGCUGUUGAACACAGGAGUGAUGGGCUGCAUCAGAGCAGGGACAGGGGAGACGGUCUGGACGUGCCUCAGCCCACCCAGGCAAACAUCAGCUCUACUUUGGAGCACUGGGACCCCAGGAUAACAGGAGGAAUGCUGUGUCAUCGUGGACAUUGCCCCUGGCAGGUGCUGAUCCGGGACAGCCGGGGCGUGGGGUUCUGCGGCGGGAGCCUCCUGAGCAGCCGCUGGGUGGUCACGGCCGCGCACUGCCUGGACCUUGUGAGCCCCCACCACGUCACCGUGGGAGACUUCGACAAAUACCAGAGGGAGUUCAAGGAGCAGAAGAUCGCUGUGGAACGGAGCUGGACGCACCCACACUACGAUUCCAACGACUACAACGGUGACAUCGCGCUGCUCUACUUGAGCAGUGCCGUCGUUUUCAACGAGUACGCGAUUCCCAUCUGCCUGCCCAGCCCCGGCCUGGCCGCGCUGCUCUCCGAGGAGGGGCGGCUGGGGGUGGUGAGCGGCUGGGGAGCCACCCACGCCCGCGGCUCCCCCCUGCGCUUCCUCAUGAAGGUGCGGCUGCCCCUGGUGAGCCUGGAGCGCUGCCAGCGGGCCAUGGACAGGCUGCUCACCGACAACAUGCUCUGCGCGGGGCACGGCACCGCGGCCACCGACGCCUGCAAGGGGGACAGUGGGGGCCCCUUCAUCGCCUCCCACCGCAACACCUGGUUCCUCCUGGGCAUCGUCAGCUGGGGCGAGGGCUGUGCCCAACAGGGGAAAUACGGGGUGUACACCAGAGUAGCCAACUACAUCCCCUGGAUUAAAGAGGUGGUUGAAAGCGUAGCAGAUUCAGAAAACUUUUCCAUUAACUUUUCUUAAUGCCAGCUAUAGGAGCAGGAAUAAUUCUACUAUUACACUGUUUCAGUCUACAACACGGGGCCUGUUCUUGUCCUUAAUGGUGUAAAAUCAAGCUCCUUACCCUCAAGGAAAUUUUGAGAGGGUUAAAUUGCUUAUUCAAGUAUUGCUAAGUAAAAUACUUGUGUAUAAUAAAGAACUAUUUGCAAGUAA